AUGCUUGAUUACUCUCUGUUUCUUCUCGCCGAUAUUGCUCUUUCAACAAACAAUCCGCCCAAUGCCGACAACCUAACAGGAUACACGGAUUCAGACAACAUGCAAACGCUCAAUCCAUUUAGCCACCAACAGACGAUAGACAUUGGCAUAGUCCCGAAUCCAGUCAUUGACUUCGGUGUGCCUAGGAUAAAAACGUUCUCAGACGCGAACAUACCUGGAACGCCUGAGAUGGUCAUCGACUAUACGACAGAGACAUUCUCCGAUACCAACAUACCCGGAACGCCUGAGAUCAUUUUUGGGAAUAUGUUCGAUUAUACGACAGAGACCUACUCCGAUACCAACAUACCCGGAACGCCUGAGAUGGUUUUUGGGAAUACUUUCCAUCUUACAACAGAGACAUUCUCCGAUACCAACAUACCCGGAACGCCUGAGAUGGUUUUUGGGAAUACUUUCCAUCAUACAACAGAGACAUUCUCCGAUACCAACAUACCCGGAACGCCUGAGUUGAUUCUAAGGGAUACACUCUAUCCUGCGAUAGAGACAUUCUCUAACACGAAUAUCCCAAGGGAUACACUCUUUCCUAUGACAGAGACAUAUAGGCAGUUUGUCUACUCUGUCAGAAGCUUGGCAACAUACCGCUGCAUCUCCAACCUUGUCGGAUCCACUGAUCAUUCCUUCGGCGGCGCUCUCAGGACUAUGCGCCGCCUUUUCGAGCUGAAUUUGCUGCUUCGGUUCUCUUUUGAGCGCCCUACAUGCCUCCGCGACAAGCGCUUCUUGGUCGAUAAGCCGGGUUGCCUCCAGCUGCCCCACCCGUUAGGCCACUCAUAUCAAGGCCAACUAGAAUGCUGCCGUAAAGCUUCCUCACACCUCAUUUCUGGAUAUUUCAGGCCGUCGAUCAACGUCACUAGAUUCAAACCACGAAAUACCCGAGACUCGGUCGCUUCAAGCCACGAACCCCCCUGGUCCUCCACGGGAUUUUCCUCGGCCUCCAUUAUCGAUCAAUCCCGUCCCGAAGGACCCCUCCCCGAAGCCAUGGGAGACCUUGCUGCCUCGCCCUCGCUCGACGCCAUCCACAUCAGCGAGGAUCUCGCGCCCCUGCCCGAGAAGAAGAUAGCCGGCGACACGGACGUGACGUUUGACGGGCAGCUGGAGAGGCCGCUGCGUCUGCGGGAGGACCUGCGCACCGGCUGUGGCGGGCAGACGUGGCCCGCGGGCAUGGUGCUCGGGAAACACAUGCUGCGCUACCAUAGGCAUGAGCUCCAGGAUGCGAGAAUACUAGAACUCGGAGCCGGUGGCGGCCUCGUCGGUCUUGCGGUCGCGCUAGGUUGCGGCGUGGCGAGCCGCCUCAUGCUGACGGACCAGCUCGAGAUGCUCCAGCUCAUGAAGCACAACAUAACAUUGAAUCAAGUCGACGACAAGGCCACUGCUUCGAUCCUAAACUGGGGAGAGCCGCUGCCCCAAGAGGUCGUCGACUACAAGCCCAACGUGAUUCUCGCCGGCGAGUGCGUUUACUUUGAGCCCGCCUUUCCGCUGCUCAUGCAGACCUUGCGGGAUCUCCUCACUCUCUGCCCCGACGCCGUCGUCUACUUUUGCUUCAAGAAGCGCCGCCGCGCCGACAUGCACUUUGUCAAGAUGGCCCGGAAAGCCUUUACCGUCGAGGAGAUCUUUGACGACGACCGGCCCGUCUUUUCGCGGCAGUCGCUGUUCCUCUUUACCUUUCGGGCCAAGCUCGGCAAGCAACAGACGAAAAAGCCGGCGAGCGAGGAGGCGGCAGCGCCCGCGUCGUAG
Molecule: messenger RNA, 1788 nt
Organism: Cordyceps militaris CM01
Lineage: Eukaryota; Fungi; Ascomycota; Sordariomycetes; Hypocreales; Cordycipitaceae
Product: Methyltransferase-16, putative
Exons: 8
Coding region: 1-1788 (595 amino acids)
Source: RefSeq, a predicted model, not a curated record